AGAAGAGUGAUUUGAACUCUGUUCACGAUCCGAUCCCAGGAAAAGAUCUGAUGAAAGAGUAGGGACCUGACUUAUGGGAGCCACGGGAGGCUUAUGACAACGACAGCCGCAGAUGACCGUCUUGUAUCAUGAAACGGGUGGCAGAGUCACCAUGACAGGGGUGACGGUGUGUUUCGGUACGGUGAACUCCAUCAAGGCCCUCUGGGAGACCAGGAUAAAGAAAUGCAGGGAGGAUCAGCAGAAGCAGCAGGAUCUGAAGGAGAGGGCAGCGGUGGGCAGGCUGGCACACGCCUGGGAGGAUCGAAUCUCGUUGGCCAAACUGAAGGACAAAGUGGUAACGGAGGAUGGAAGAGUGAUCUUUAGGAUAGAGAAAGAAGAAUGGAAGACCCUGCCUCCAGUGCUGGUGCAGCUCUCUCAGGUCCAGGAGUGGCAGCUGCACCGGACCAGCCUGCAGAACAUCCCACGCUUCAUCGCCAGCUUCCAGCACCUCAUCGUCCUCGACCUGUCCCGCAACGCCAUCAUGGAGAUCCCCAAAGAGAUUGGUAAGCUGACCAGGUUGAGAGAGCUGCUACUGAGCUACAACCGGCUGAACUUCAUCCCCGAGGAGCUCUGCUGCUGCGAGAAUCUGGAGAAACUGGAGUUGGCUGUCAACAGGAACCUGGACGGGCUGCCCUCACAGUUGAGUAGACUGACCAAGCUGUACCACCUGGACCUCUCCAUGAACCAGUUCACCAGCAUUCCUGACAGCGUGCUGGACCUGCCAGCUCUGGAGUGGCUGGACAUGGGCGGCAACCGGCUGGAUCACCUGCCGGAGAACAUCCACAAGAUGGAGAAGCUGCACACACUGUGGCUGCAGAGGAAUGAACUAGAGGUCCUGCCUGACAACAUUGGCUACAUGCACAGUCUCGAGACGCUGGUGCUGAGCAGCAAUAAGCUGAGGGACAUUCCUGCCUUGAUGGAGGGCAUGAGUAACCUCAGGUUCGUGAACUUCAGAGACAACCCACUGACACUAGACGUGUCACUUGCCAAGCAGGACGCAGCCGUGGUAGACGAGGAGGACGACGACCAGGAGAUGUUUGGAAAAGACUUCAUGCACGCCUACAUCAAGGAGGCCCGCAAGAGAGAGACCCAGGCAAAUUACACCUCAGUAUUAAACGUGACCAUCAGCCCUGGGCCCGAUGCGGCACCUGCACUCUAACAUGCUGUGUGCUCCCCAUAUCUGCCGGUGCUUGUCUCUGGUUCCUGCCAGUGCUGUCCCUGUUCCGUCUACCACUUCCCGUCAAGGCCAUCUUGUCCACUGCUUCCUGUCAAGGCCAUCUUGUCCACUGCUCCCUGUCAAGACCAUCUUGUCCACUGCUCCCUGUCAAGGCCAUCUUGUCCACUGCUUCCUGCCAAGGCUGUCUGACCCAUGAUUCCAGUCAGUGCCGAUAAGCUCUAUGUUGGUGUCAAUACUCUCUGGUCUAAAUUCUUUUCAGCUGUCAUUUUUUUUGGGUUCUUCAACUACUGAUACUGGUUGGAACUGCAGUUAGGAGUACAUUCUCCAGUGAGACAUCUUUGCUGGUGUAGUAGCAGAGGUCAGAGGCGAACCCUUUGCCAUGGAGGAAGUGGACCCUUCCGUAGUCGAUCAGCAGCUUGCAGAGGCGCCCGACUCGCUCGCGGUCCUCUGCAGACACGACGCUGCAGGUAGGCACAGGGAUGGAGAAGGGUGACAUGAAUCAGCACCGAAGAUAAUGCUGUAACAGGGAAGUAAGGUUAAUACAGCACAAGCAGAGGACGGAAAUGAGGCUCAGAAUAGUGACGACUUCGGUAAAUACUCAAAAACUUGGAACCAAGACUUCAGUGAAACAACAUUAAAAUACCCAGAACUUUGCCUCUUGCAUUGUCAUUAUCAUGAAAAAUAAGUGAUAGUCAGAACAUGAGGUUGCCAUCUGUGUACUCUGAGGAUUUCAGUCUGAUUUCUCCCUCCUCUUUGCUUGGCACUCUUUGGUCUUAAAGUGAAUCUGAACAUCUGUUUUGCAGGCCAAUAGCAUAACAGAUGUGUCGAUCCUCCUGAGUUCCAGGGCAGGUUCUUGGGUUGGAUUUCGGAGUCUGCCAGUCAUAAGUAAAGCAAACUCACUCGUUCAAGGUGCUGGGUACGGCGUCCUCCCCCUGAUCGUGCUCCUCAGCCCCCCACUCUCCCACUGAAGGUCGGCCUUCCACGCCAGCCACCUUUCUCAGACCACAUGUGGCCCAGCUGGACAUGCGCUGGAAGGCAGCGAACUCGGAGGCUCCCAGCCCCCGCUCCCGGAAGAACUCCUUCCCCACGUAGUGCCUCCAGUCGCAGCGGUGGUGGCAGCAUAGCGCGAUGGCCAGCCCGGAGACCUCGCCUGCGGCUGCAGGGUCACGCUUAGCCCCCCCCUCCUGCUUCACGCGUUUUCUGGGGGGCUCUCCGCUCUCCUCAUCGUCCUCGACACUAUCCAGCAGACACCUCAGUGCCAGAUCUGAGGACGAGGAGUAACACAGAACCCUGAUGUAACAAGUAAUGCAGUGCGGUCACUGCCAAUAAGGCAGGAAGGGCCUGGAAUCCGCCAGUGAUCUGACUGCUUCUCCUGGGUGGGGGCCACGGGCCCCUGGAGUCUAUGCCAGGUAGCACAGUGCACAAGGCUGGGGCAGUACUAUUACAGAUUUUUAAAAUUAAAUUCUGACUUUUAUAUAAUUCUCAAUUUUCAUUUGAAAUCCAGUUUAGUUUUAGUUUUCAGUGUGGCUUUGUUCGUUUUUAAAGAUACAUUACUCUUGGGUCUUAUAUAUUUUACUUUCUGUUUAACGUUUAGUAAUGUUAUUUCUAGGGAAAUUUGAAUGUGACUGGUCUUUAAAGAAUCCUACCUGGAUACAUAGCGCACAUUAUGUAUUUACUAGUGUUGGAGAUGCAUGAUGUGUUGGUCCGAUGUGUCAAUUUUGGCCUGUAUUGUUGACCAAUAUUUGAACUUUAUAUUUAUCAAAAGUUAGCAGCACUUGGGCUAAAGACAUAACUACUAUAAUAAUGUCUAUGAUUGCGUUGGACGACUAACCAGCCAAGUGAAGGAUGAGGGAUUUUAAUCGGCUCAUUCCAUCUCAAAUCGGUUGAAAAUGCAUUUUAUUUCACAACAUGGAACGAUCCUCUAAAAUAUGGGAUAGGAGGGAACUGUAGGAGUCUCAAAGUACAGCAAGAUGGUUUUGUAUGGCCUGCAACUUGUUUUUAAUCGAUCAUUAAAUUUGACCUGGAGACUGAUCUUUCAUUUUUAACAGAAUAAAAAAUAAUCAUUCCGCUAAUCAUGAGACAAAAACACACCCCUCAGUAAUGUUGUCAAAUAGGCAAAAAAUGUUCCAGGUAUUAUUAAUGUAAUUGAAGAUAAACAAAUCAUUACUUUAGUUACUGGAGUCGGACUACAGACAGCUCUGAGUUUACCUGUCGCCGCCCCACACAGGUGCUUGCCAACUCCAACAACUGGGACUUUCUCUCCUUGUAGAAAAGGAACUUUACCUUUAAACCAAACACAAAAUCAUUAACAACCUUAAUGAAACAAAGAAUGAAUGAUUUACACCGGUGUUAUUCAACCCUGUGCUCAGUUCGGAGAACAGAAGGUUGACGACUGGACUAAGAACCGAUGAUUUACUGAGUAUAAGAAACUGUAACUUGCAGAAAAACAAAUUUUAAUUAAUAAAACUGCAUUGAAGUGUG
Messenger RNA from Brienomyrus brachyistius, 3697 nucleotides. RefSeq names its product leucine rich repeat containing 39 (gene lrrc39). The record is from RefSeq and is a predicted model, not a curated record. The transcript has 9 exons. The coding region runs from base 113 to 1198 and encodes 361 amino acids. NCBI's taxonomy places the organism in Eukaryota, Metazoa, Chordata, Actinopteri, Osteoglossiformes, Mormyridae. Gene Ontology annotation, molecular function: protein binding.